CUUGUUAUCAACAAUAACAGUACAGAAUUAUCAAUUUGUUUUCAUUGCACUUGGGUUUUAAAGGUCCUGCUUGUGGAGCCCCACUCGAAGCUGAUGAAUCCCUACUUGCACGUGCAUUUUGUCGCAGGCGCUGACUCGGUCACUUCCAGAGAACCGACGCCCACUGACCGUCCCGCGCACCCCACUGGUCCGCUGCACGAGAAUAAGCAGGAGACCGAGGACGAAAAAACCUCACUCCACGAGGAGCUCUUCGUGAAUGACGUUAGCCCAGAAGGCGCUGACUACGACACACCGAGGGGACCGACCUACACCGAGCGCCCCCCGCGCCCCACUGACCCGGUGCACCGGGCGAAUCAAGUGGGCGCGGACGAGGUCACACUGCACCAGGGAGUGACUGUGGCCGACGGUCCAGAAAGUCCAGGCAGCGGCGAGGGCGGCCAGCUGGUGGUGACGGGGCGCUACUCGCUCCGCGCCGGCCUGAGCUACGAGAGUCGGGACGGAGGAGAGGGCGGUCACCAGGACAACGAAGAUCUCGAGCAGCACCCUGAGAGCGACGGGCAGGAUGGCGACAGCCUGGAGCUGCACCCAGAGGAUGGCGGUCAGGAAGCCGGUAGUGGGGAAGAGGGGGCGGCCGUCGACAAAAGCGGCUCAGAGGAGCUUGAGGACCAAGUGCAGCGGAAACCGAGGAACCGAUUGUCCACAGGGCAUGUUCAGAACAGGAAACCAACAUACAAGUGCGAUGAGUGCCAGAAAUGUUUUUCAAAGAAAAGCAAUCUAGUUAUGCACAUCAGGACACACACUGGAGAGAGACCAUUUGAAUGUGACACAUGUCAUAAGCGUUUCAGUCGGAAAUGUGUUCUUGAGACUCACUUCAGAACCCACACUGGUGAGAAACCGUAUGAAUGUAGAGUUUGUCUUAAGCGUUUCAGACAGAAAAACAUUCUUGAUACACAUGUAAGGAUCCACACUGGUGAAAAGCCUUAUGCAUGUGACUCUUGUCAUAAGCGUUUUAGUGAUCAAAGUGCUCUUGCUUACCACGUCCAGACACACUCUGGCGUCAGGCCACAUGAAUGUGGCAUUUGCCAUAAGCGUUUCUACCAGAAAAACAAACUUGUUAAGCAUGUGAGGACCCACUCUGGCAGGAAACUUGGCAGAAAAGUGCUCUUGCUUAACACGCCACAACCUCCAAAAAUUGUGCAUCCAAUGUCAACAUGACACACGCUCGUGAUAAGCCAUAAUUUCUAUUGAUUGAGCCAUAAGAUUCACAUUUCUCUUGCAAAGCUGAAAGAAUAUUAAUGUCUUUUGGAUGAUAAAACACGACAAAAUGCUACAAACGACAAAUAUCAAGAGGAACCUUUUAUUGAAUUGAUCUUUGUUGUGCUUGUUAAUCGAGACAAACUUUGUUCUUGACAUUUCUGAUUGUUUUUUUUUUGUGUAAAUAAUGUAAUUUUGGCCAAUAAUAAAAUGUCGUGUUGUUAUCAAUAUAAUAAUAGUACCGAAUUAAAAGAUUUUUAAAUUGUACUUGUGCUUUGCUGGUAACAUUGUUGUAGAUAUCCGUCGCCACAUGCAUUGUAAUACGUUACUCACUGCGAGGUUGGUUUCUUUCGCCAGUUUCACUUGUUGUACUGUUGUACUGUUGCAGCUCUUCGGCCCCUCUUUUACGGCACCACGCUCCUCUAAUAAAACGCAUUCUGUUGACUUUUCACUAACACGUGCCAUCUCCUGUUGCAGGCUCUUCUUGUGCAGCCUACAUGGACGCUAAUGCAUCCCUACUUGCACGUGCACGCUGGUGUCGGGGAGACUUCUUCCUUCUUCACCCUAUCCCCACUCUUAGGCAUUCUGACGGUGUUCUUGUGCUGUUGCAGCCGCUGACCCCGGCACAGCGAGAGAGACAGCGCCCACAGACCGCCCUCCGCAGCCCACUAGUCAACUGCACGAGGUGAAGCUGGAUGCCGCGGACGAGAAGACCUCGCUCCACGAGGAGCUCAAUCUGAACGACGAUGGCCCAGAAGGCGCUGACUCCGGCCCACCGAGAGGACCGACGCCCGCAGAGACCGCCCUCCGCGCCACAGCGACCCACUCUACCGGGCAGAUCAAGUUGACCAGGACGAGAAGGUCACACCGCACCAUGCAGUGACUGUGACCG
This is a messenger RNA of Frankliniella occidentalis (western flower thrips), 2146 nucleotides long. Its product is annotated as zinc finger protein 774-like. NCBI's taxonomy places the organism in Eukaryota, Metazoa, Arthropoda, Insecta, Thysanoptera, Thripidae. The annotation marks the transcript as partial. Gene Ontology annotation, molecular function: DNA-binding transcription factor activity, RNA polymerase II-specific; RNA polymerase II cis-regulatory region sequence-specific DNA binding. Gene Ontology annotation, cellular component: nucleus. The record is from RefSeq and is a predicted model, not a curated record. Gene Ontology annotation, biological process: regulation of transcription by RNA polymerase II; central nervous system development. The transcript is spliced from 5 exons.